GUCACCAUGCUUCGUGUUCUGACAGCGGCGUUAUUCGGGUUUCUACUCUGGGCCUGGCUGAGCCGGAACGGAUCACAAGCUAUGGUGAUCACAGGGGUGUGUGAGAUCGACUCAGAAUGCAUCAAAUGGAAAGGAGACGACUCGUGCUGCGCUUCCUGGGACACCCGCCAGGGGCUGGGCGUCUGUAAGCCCAUGGGCAAUAGAGGGCAGCCGUGUCAGAUGAGCAACGAGAUGCAGGGCCACCCGUCCGACAUCAAGCGGAGCUUCUGGAGAUGUCCGUGCGGCCCGGGCUUGCAAUGUGUCUACCUCAAGAAGGACCUGCCCUACGGCUUAUGCCUGUAAGAGAUGGAAGACAAAAUUUGUCUGCAUCAAACUGAGGACAGAAAGUCGAUGAUAGCACGUUGUGAACAUUUCAGGACAGCAGUUUCUUAAAACGGUUGCAUGUGCUAAGGUGUAGAGGUGCGAAAACAUCACGAUGGCAACAUUGUUAACAAAGCCAAAAUUUUACUCAAGGAAAACAAAUGGAAACGUGAUUGUGACGUAAGGGUGGGUGGUUAGUCAAAUGUGGAUUUGAUGUAUCU
Branchiostoma belcheri (Belcher's lancelet) is the source of this 581-nucleotide messenger RNA. RefSeq names its product prokineticin Bm8-f-like. The coding region runs from base 7 to 342 and encodes 111 amino acids. The transcript has 2 exons. NCBI's taxonomy places the organism in Eukaryota, Metazoa, Chordata, Leptocardii, Amphioxiformes, Branchiostomatidae. The record is from RefSeq and is a predicted model, not a curated record.